AUGUACGACACAAUUUUGCAGAUGGAUUCAUACGGGAGAAAAAAGCUGUCACCAUCGCUGCCAGUGCUGCUGCUCGUGCUUUUACUAGCGCCAGCGGCACGGGCCCAGAGUCCGAUCAACAGGCAGAGGGGCAACAUUCUGAAAAAUUUAACCGGAACGCACGAAUACGAGAACCAUAUUGUGACGAGCAAACUGGAUGCCUCGAUGCCGAUUCGCAUGUUUUAUCGAGGCUUUCGCGAGGUGUACAAUCGCCUGCUGGGGCCCACCGGAGGCCGGAUGCGGGGCGAAUUUCUGCAGUCGCAUGUGAUGCCGAAUGUUCCUUUUCCGUGCGACACCAAGGGCUACCGGAGCCGGCAGGUUCCGACCAGUGUUCAUAAAUUGAGACCGGGGGAUAUCGACAUAAUCUCCGCCAUUGGAGAUUCGCUGACAAGUGCCACGGCUGCGAAUUCCGUUGCUUUGUGGGAGCUCUUGAUUGAAAAUCGAGGAUUGGCCUGGUGCAUCGGCGGUCAGGGGACCUGGCGCACCCAUCUCACGUUGCCGAACAUUUUGAAGGAGUUCAAUCCGAAGCUUUUCGGGUACUCGUUGUUCGACUCGUACAAUGUGCAUCAUUCGGCUCAGUUCAAUGUGGCGGAAAAUAUUGCUACCACAACCGAUAUGCCCUACAAUGCGGCUAAACUGGUGGAACGGAUGAAAAUAGAUCCGAGAGUUCGAUGGGAAAAGCACUGGAAACUGCUGACUUUCAUGAUCGGUGGCAACGAUUUCUGUUCGGAUGUGUGCUACCAAACAAAUGCCACCGAGUGGAUCAACGAAGUGCAGGAGAAAUAUUUGAUUAAAACGCUGCUCUAUUUGAGGCAAAAUAUGCCAAGAACCAUCGUAAACCUAGUUCCGUCGCCUCUGGUUAGUCUGUCGUUUUCCAUGGACAAAGCACAGCUUCCCUUUUCCUGCAAGCUAACGCGACCAAUCGAGUGUUCCUGCCUGUUUGGGCCGCGAUAUUCCGACCGGAGAAACCUGUACCGUCAGCUGGAACGAAAAUUCGUUGCCAUAAUGGAGCGCGUUAGUUAUAUGACCGAUUUUCACAGCGAUGACUUUACGGUUGUGUACCAGCCAUUCUUCAAAGAGGCCAGUGUGUUUUACCGGCACGAUGGCAGGCCGGACAUCUCGAUGAUGUCGAUCGAUUGUGUGCAUCUGAGUCAAAAGGGGCACGCUCUGUCGGCAAACGGACUGUGGAACAAUAUGAUGGAAACAACGCGAACGAAGACCUUGGGAUUGCGGGAACUGUUCGAGGAGUUCAAGUGUCCAACUGAGCAGAAUCCGUACAUUCGGACAUAUUACAAUAGCUGA
Molecule: messenger RNA, 1341 nt
Organism: Sabethes cyaneus
Lineage: Eukaryota; Metazoa; Arthropoda; Insecta; Diptera; Culicidae
Product: phospholipase B1, membrane-associated-like
Exons: 4
Coding region: 1-1341 (446 amino acids)
Biological process (GO): phospholipid metabolic process
Molecular function (GO): glycerophospholipase activity
Source: RefSeq, a predicted model, not a curated record